AUGGCUUCGAACACCCUUCAGCCCGGCACAAGUGCCCCAAAACCCGGACAGCCCUCGCCCCUCCGCAACACAACGACGCACAACUCCACAGAUUACAGCGAUAAUCCCCCCAACCCCCGCGCCACUGCCCUCGACGACCCAUCUCGCGCUCGUGAACGCCGUCUCGAAAUCAUGCUGGACCACGCCACCAAGUGCACUAAGGGAGUGCCGUUGAGGUUCUUCUAUGACCAAAAGCUUCUCGUUCCUCCUACGUCUCAGGAACUCGCCAAGAUCUUCCCCGAGUCCGACGUUUCCGAUAUCUCAAAGAGGCUCCGAGUUGCGCUGAAAGUCAAGAACGGGAAGGAGACCGGAAAGAUCAUGGAGACUGAUGUCAGCAGCAUCUGGGCUGAGUUGGACGAGGCCUACCACCUCUGUCCCGAUCACACCUUCCGGCUCUCCGAAUGCAAGGCAGACAAGAACGACCCUUCCAAGUCCAAAGUCGACGGAGGAUUCUUCCACCAAGACGACAAGCAGUUCCUCCUUCCGGACUGUCCAAACUGGGAGUAUCAACACUACACCGUCGAGUUCAAGCGAGGCGGCAACGGCCUGGAUCCAUUCAGCGACGACAAGGAUAUCGAGCCCAACGCGGAUAAACGGCGGGCGGCACGUCGCCAACUCUACGCGUACGCCAGCUGCGUAUUCGACGUCCAACAUCGUACCGCGCUGUACAUGCUCUUCGUCAACCGCUCCAAGUUCCGUCUUCUGCGCUGGGACCGGUCCGGUGUCAUCGUCAGCGAGGCGACCGACUACGCUACAUCGAAGGCCAAGACGAAGAUCCUGCUUGAAGUCCUGGUCAGCCUUGCUCGCAUGCAAGACGACAAGGCCGCCCCCGACAACAUGUCCGUCCUCAAGAAGGCUGGUAUCCUGACAGUCGGCGCCGAGGCAGCGGGAUUCGACCCGACGGCUCAGCGCCUCUCACCCAACUCCUGCGGUUGGGCCCGUAUGGAUCAACUCGCUCAGGUCGAAGCCGAUUUCGACGUCGACGAGUACAACACCGAGGAUCACGUCACCUCUGGACUGCCUGCCGAGUUCCGCAACAACGAGCGAAGUACCUGUGCCCCCUUCACCUCCACCGGCAGCCACCCCGACCCGCUGGUGACGAUGGAGGGAACAGCCGGGGACGCGUGGCCAAGGCACCUCAAGCGUAGCACCUUCAACUAUAUCCGGCAGCGGUUUGCGCUCUCUCUCAAGCAGAGUAACGUGCGGUACGUGCUAGUGAUCGACAACAAGUAUUACCUCGUUGGUCGGGCCAUGUUCUGCGCGGACGAUGGACCGAUCGGACGAGGAACGCGGGGGUGGAUCGCGCUGGAGUGGCACACGCAGCGUUUCGUCUUCGUCAAGGACGCAUGGCACCCGCACUACGUCGACGUCGACCCCGAGUAUGUCAUGCUCAAGAAACUCAACGACGAGAAGGUACGGCGCGUGCCCACGCUGAUCGCUGCAGAGGUCUACUCCGGGCAAGUCACCUACCUUUCCGCCUUUGCAUGUGUCACCAAGCCUGCUGCACGGGAUGCAACACCUUCCUCGUCAGACUCUACCCCUUGCGCUUCGGAUGGCAAGCCUCUCGACAUGCAUUCGCCCCAUGUUGUCAAUGUCCCUUCUGCCGGCACAACGGCCUCCGCCGACAACCCACCUUCUGGCUCAACCAACAAAGCCGAGAAAAUCGAUGGCCCCACCGGUAUACGGCACCUCCAGCACGUACGCAUGGUGGUCGAUGAGGUAUGCCUUCCGUUGAAGGCAUUUCCGACCGGACUCGACCUGGUGCGUGCGAUCUACCAUGCGAUCGUAGCGCACGAGGAUGCGGUCGACAAGGGGAAGCUGCUUCACCGCGACGUCAGCGCUGGGAAUAUCCUUCUCCUGCCACGAUUCGAACACUAUGAGGAUGGAACGUCAGCGAUCAUAUGGUACGGUAUCUUGACAGACUGGGAAAUGGCGAAGAGCACCGAGGCCACCGCGCCCCGGCAGCCGCUGAGGACUGGAACGUGGCCGUUCAUGUCCAUCCUUUGGCAGAAAGACGCGACGAGGCUCAUCGGUAUCGACGACGAGCUCGAGUCUUUCACGCACGUCCUCAUCUUCGAGGGCGCCAUCUUCUUGUCCCACAACUGGGAUGUGGAGCGCAUCAGGACGUUCAUCGACCAGUAUUUCGACCAGUCCGUCCGGGAUUCCGUGGGCGGCUGCACUUGCAGCGAGUACCGCGAAAAGUGCAUCGAAAAAGGCAUUUUGAGGCUCGGGGGCACUGAGCUUGAAUUCCACUCCCUCGGGAACGACAAGACUAAACUCCCUGGUCACCCCCUCAACGAACUGCUCCGCUGGCUGCUCCAAAGGUUCAAAGCCCGCCUCCUCGUCCACGAGUGGGAACACCAACCCGCGCCGCCGCAGAAAGCCGCUGAGACGACGCAGAACGCCGCGCCCCAGAAGAACCUACGGAGAGCGGGGAUCCUGGUCGAGGCUGGAUCUGAGCCUACGAUCACGUCCACUGCUGCCGACGUUCACGCUACCUCAGCCGACAACAAACACGACGAGCGCGAAGAGCAAUCCCGCAAGGAUAUGAAGGACAUGGCCGAGGGCCUCAAGACCCAUGCGGAAGUGCGGGCCAAAUUCGAAGAGUUUUUGGUGAAGGACUGGCCUAGUCGGGAUAGGGCCAUCGACAGGGAGGCGCCGGCUCCGCCGCCGGCGAAGGAGCGCACCCACCCACGGGAGGGCGACGAGCCGGAGGCGAGGCCGUCUAAGAGGUCGAAGCGUUCGCACGAAGAGGCCACAGUCAGAUCGAGGCGCAGUGCACGGAUCGCUGGUCGAAAGCGUUCCAAGGGGUCGUCCAGCUAG
Messenger RNA from Epithele typhae, 2862 nucleotides. RefSeq lists its product as uncharacterized. Bases 1 to 2862 code for a protein of 953 amino acids. The record is from RefSeq and is a predicted model, not a curated record. The transcript is spliced from 5 exons. Lineage: Eukaryota; Fungi; Basidiomycota; Agaricomycetes; Polyporales; Epitheliaceae.